AUGCACUCUAUAAUCAGUGCUCCAGCUCCUACUCUUUGGUGGAAGCACAUUUGGGGCAUGCCUCUCCUUCCCAAGUUCCGGAUGUUUUGCUGGAAGUUGCUUCAUGAUGCGUUACCUCUUUGCGGUAUUUUGCAUGCUCGGGAAAUCCCGGUUAAUCCACCUUCUCUCUUACAAGAUCAAUCGUUUGCUCUUUGGUUUACUACGUUGGUUUUUUAUAUGGGAGGUCUCGAAGUUGGAACUCUCUUGAUUUUCACUGAAUGGGUUGUGAGGCACUCUGAUGCUCUUGCGUCGGAAAUUCCACUUCUUGUUCUCAGCAUCUCAGUGGAGGAGCCAGAGCUUGUCGAACUUCUUCAGCUUUGCAUUCGGAAUUACAGCCUUGUCUUUGGGCUCUUCAGGCUGCUAGGCGGAGGGUUUUUUUUAAAUCCUAUCCUUUACCCUGACAGUGCAGUCCUUGCUUCCGUGCAGCGUCGCUCUUAUUCUGAUGAUAUUUCCUAUUUUUGGUUGAUUGAUGUGAUCAGGGACAUAUUUCUUGCUUUAGUUCAUGUUAGAUUCACAAGGCAACAUGGAUAUAAUAUGCCUUGUGAUGUAUUCUACAAGUUUACAAAUAAUAAAGGCAAGUUUAAAGAAUCAUCAAGGAGCGAUGAAAGGGGCAUGCUAAGCUUGUAUGAGGCUGCCCAUUUAAGGAUACAUGAUGAACACAUUCUUGAGGAAGCCCUUACUUUCACCACCGAUUUUCUUAACUCCAUUUCAACAUUCUCUGAGCAAGCUCGCCUCGCAUUGAAGCAGCCCUUGCACCGUGGAAAUCAAAGGUGGUGCAAAAACUUAGAAUUGGCAAGGAAAUUUCCUCAUUUAAGGCAGAGACAAGUUGAAUAUCACUACUUGUCAAUUAUUAUGUAUUAUGUACCUCAAUAUUCUCUUGCUAGAAUAUUAUUUUCCAAACUUUUAGUUCUUCUAUCGUUUUUAGAUGAUACAUAUGAUGCAUAUGGAACUUUUGAGGAACUCGAGUGUCUCGCCAAUGCAUUUGAGAGGUGGGACUUAAUGGAGAAGUUUUCGGCUAAUUAUAUGAAAAUCUUGUACGAAUUUGUCAUUACAACUCUUGACGAUGUUGCCAAGGAGAUGACAAAAAUCGGAAAGCCAUAUGCUGGUUUUUUUGCAAAAGAACAAGUGAAAAGAUCAAUAAGAAACUACUAUACUGAGAUAAAGUGGGUGAAAUCAAAAUAUGUGCCAACAUUUGAGGAAUACAUGUUCAAUGGAAGAAAUACAGCCGGUAUGCAAAUCAUAGGGACUAUAUUGUUGAUGGGUAUGGAAGAGAUUGCAGAAGCAAAACCAUAUAUCCAGUUGAUGCAAUACACUACGGCGAUUACAGCUAGCUCGAACAUUUGCCGGCUCAUGGAUGACAUGACUACCGGCAAGGCCGAGCUAGCAAGAGGUGUACGCCUUGCUUCAAGUGUGGAAUGCUACAUGAAUGAUUAUAGUAUGAGUCACGAAGAAGUGUUGCAAGUAUUUAAAAAAAUUAUUGACGAUGCAUGGAAGGAUCUCGUAAAUGAGGGGUUGCUAAUCAACCCAUGUCCUCAUGACUAUGAUCACUUGUCCAAGCCUGUUUAUGAUCGGAUGCUUAACCUUGCUCGUGCAGCGGAGUCCUUCUAUAAGUUUGGAGAUGGCCUCACUUUUGUGAAAACCACAAUCAAAGAAGAUAUUGUUGCAAUUUAUGCUCAACCCUUUUCUAUUUGA
Molecule: messenger RNA, 1731 nt
Organism: Chenopodium quinoa (quinoa)
Lineage: Eukaryota; Viridiplantae; Streptophyta; Magnoliopsida; Caryophyllales; Amaranthaceae
Product: (-)-germacrene D synthase-like
Exons: 10
Coding region: 1-1731 (576 amino acids)
Molecular function (GO): terpene synthase activity; magnesium ion binding
Source: RefSeq, a predicted model, not a curated record